AUGCAUUUUCAACAUUGGCAAGGACAGCGUGCGCAUGUCGUGGCACAGGGUAAUCAACGUUUUCUCUACUCACAGCAACAACAACAGCCUACAGCGGUGACGGCCACGGUGACGCAAGACGAUGAGGAUGCAUUGGGACCGCUGCCCGAUGGCUGGGAAAAGAAGGUGCAAUCGGAUAAUCGUGUAUACUUUGUGAAUCACAAGAAUCGCACGACACAGUGGGAGGACCCGCGCACGCAGGGUCAAGAAGUUAGUUUAAUGAACGAGGGUCCACUACCGCCCGGCUGGGAGAUACGCUACACCACUACAGGUGAACGCUUCUUUGUCGAUCACAAUACACGCCGCACCACAUUCGACGAUCCACGUCCGGGCGCACCCAAAGGCGCUAAAGGUGUGUAUGGCGUGCCACGCGCCUAUGAGCGUUCCUUCCGUUGGAAGCUCUCACAAUUCCGCUACCUCUGCCAGAGUAAUGCUUUGCCGUCACACAUUAAAAUAACCGUGACACGACAGACGCUCUUCGAAGAUUCAUACCACCAAAUUAUGCGUUUGCCUGCCUAUGAGCUGCGACGUCGCCUCUAUAUAAUUUUCCGUGGUGAGGAGGGUCUUGACUAUGGUGGUGUGUCGCGUGAAUGGUUCUUUUUGCUAUCACAUGAGGUGCUCAAUCCCAUGUAUUGCCUCUUCGAGUACGCCAACAAAAACAACUAUAGUUUGCAAAUCAAUCCGGCCUCGUAUGUGAAUCCAGAUCACUUGCAGUAUUUCAAAUUUAUUGGCCGUUUCAUAGCGAUGGCAUUGUAUCAUGGUCGUUUUAUAUAUUCCGGAUUCACAAUGCCCUUCUACAAGCGUAUGUUGAACAAGAAAUUGACUAUAAAAGACAUUGAAACCAUCGAUCCGGAGUUUUAUAAUUCGCUUAUUUGGGUGCGUGACAAUAAUAUUGACGAGUGUGGAUUGGAGCUUUGGUUUAGCGUCGACUUUGAGGUGCUUGGACAGAUAAUACAUCAUGAAUUGAAGGAGAAUGGCGAAAAAGAACGAGUGACGGAGGAGAAUAAAGAGGAAUAUAUAACACUCAUGACUGAAUGGCGGAUGACGAGAGGUAUUGAGCAGCAGACAAAAACAUUCCUGGAAGGCUUCAACGAGGUGGUGCCGCUCGAAUGGCUUAAGUAUUUCGACGAACGUGAAUUGGAGCUCAUAUUGUGCGGCAUGCAAGAUGUAGAUGUGGAUGAUUGGCAACGGAAUACGAUUUACAGGCAUUACAAUCGCAACUCCAAGCAAGUGAUGUGGUUCUGGCAGUUUGUGCGCGAUACGGACAAUGAAAAGCGUGCACGCUUGCUGCAAUUUGUUACGGGUACGUGUCGUGUGCCCGUCGGCGGUUUCGCUGAGUUAAUGGGCUCCAAUGGACCGCAACGCUUUUGCAUAGAAAAAGUUGGCAAAGAAACAUGGUUGCCGCGUUCGCAUACCUGCUUCAAUCGUUUGGACUUGCCGCCGUAUAAGAGUUACGAUCAGCUAGUGGAGAAAUUGACAUUUGCCAUUGAAGAGACUGAAGGCUUCUGCCAGGAGUAGAGCGGAAAGCGGCGAGUAGUGACCAUUGUGUACAAGUAAAGAGGACGCCGAAGCAGUUGUGGGCGGUCUUGUUGAGUGUGUGGUGUAAUUGGCAACCAAAUAAAGGUAGCAGGAAUGGAAAUGUUAUAUUUAUGUUUAAUGUUAUAUUGUAAUUGUUAUGCAACGAAAUUCGCGCGUACUAAUGUAAUGUUACGGACAUUUUUAUAUUUUAGUUUGU
Messenger RNA from Rhagoletis pomonella (apple maggot), 1774 nucleotides. Its product is annotated as E3 ubiquitin-protein ligase Su(dx). Gene Ontology annotation, molecular function: ubiquitin-protein transferase activity; protein binding. The coding region runs from base 1 to 1557 and encodes 518 amino acids. Lineage: Eukaryota; Metazoa; Arthropoda; Insecta; Diptera; Tephritidae. The record is from RefSeq and is a predicted model, not a curated record. The transcript has 4 exons.